AUGGUUCUCCACUGCAAAUUCUGCAGUAAAAAAUACCCUACUCAGAAACAGGUCAAGUCGCACCAGUGGCAAUGUAGGAACAACCCAGGACGCAAGAAGAGUAUUCCCGGGAAAAGGAAAUGGCGCGGAGAACAAAAGACAACACCAGGCCUCCGAGAUUCUGGCUUACCCAACGAUGGACUGGAGAGUGAUUUUGAGAUGGAGGAUCUUUCCGAUGGGGAUGAUAGUCCAAGAGACGCCAGCAUGAGAGGGAGUGAGCCAGAGGAUGCAGGGAUAGAGAUUGCGCAAGCUGACAAUGUGGAGAAUUCUAACCUUGAUGACGAAAACUUCGAUUUUGGCGACACGAGGUCCGCCCAUUCCCUGUCUCAGGCGCCGUUUGCAGCUGGGGCGUCUCGUGGUCCGACUCGGAUAGGCGCCGAUGAGCCAAUGGCGCCUGCCCCUGGCGCUCUCAUCUCCCGUGCACCAUCCCCAGCUCCAGAGUUAUCGAGUCAGACUUCUGAUAGCAGUCACUCAGGCGGCACCAAUGACGGGGGAUACUACACAGAACCCAAUUGCUACAAGAUCUUCCGGUACUACCCUCACGGAAAACCCUCCUAUAUCCCCGAUCAAUUUGUAACCCUCAACGACAUUGCGGAUGCACCUACAUUCGCUUCAUCACAUCGCGUUCCACCCCCUCAGCCAUCGUCGUCAGCCUCUACCACAUCAGACUCUACCCUAUUUCCAAACGAGACCACCCACAUGAUGAUGAACUGGUUUAUUGAGGGCGGAUCAGGCCAGCUCUCGAUUGGGCGCUUUGAAUCGCUCAUUGGUGUCAUGCAACAGCCCGAAUUCAAUCUCGAUGACGCGAGGGCUAUCCAGGUCAAGACAGAGCUUCGUCGAAUAGAUAAAUUCCGAAGCGGACCUGCCUCCUUAAUUCCUGCACCUGAUCCAUGGCUGGAGGGAUCCACGACAUUCCGCAUGGCUGCUUCUGGUGUCCGCCAUCCUUCAGAGGAGGAUGCACCCACAUUCACCAUUGAUGACAUAUGUUACCGCCCAAUACUCGAAGUCGUCAAGUCGGCCCUCCAGGAGCCCGCUGCGGAGAGGUUCCACCUUUUCCCGUACCGAGAAUUCUUGCUCAAACACGGCACAUUCCCCCCAACAUCUCCUCACCAGACUGACGAGCUCUUUUCGGAGCUCUACACCUCACCAGCCUUUCACGAUGAACAUCAAAAACUAGUAGACUCUACACCGCCAGGGGAGCUUGAGCCUGUGGUCAUUGCCAUUGCCCUCUAUUCUGAUGGAACCCAUUUAACCAGCUUCGGCAGUGCGACACUCUGGCCGAUUUAUCUCUACAUUGGGAACCAGUCGAAAUACGAGAGGGCAAAACCAUCAUCAUUCUCCGCCCAUCAUCUCGCGUAUAUCCCGGAACUUGACAAGACAUACGAAAAGGCUUUUUUCGAAGCCUUUGGGAAGCUCCCUAUUGCAGAGGAGAUGACACAUGCUCGUCGGGAGUUCAUUCAGGCAAUCUGGCUAUUCCUACUCAACCCUGACUUUAUGGUGGCUUACGAGCAUGGUGUUGAGUGGGAGUUUGCUGAUGGCGUUGUCCGUCGGUGGUUUCCACGUUUCUUCACACAUUCUAUGGACUAUAAAGAAAAAGUACUACACAUGUGCAUUAAAACCCUUGCACGGUGUCCAUGUCCUCAGUGCCUUGUUCUAAAAACGGAUGGUCCCAAGCUUGGAACAAAAUCGGAUUACAAGACCCGGGAUGAAAACCCUCGCGUUGAUACACAUGCUCGCCGGGUUACAGUGGAAAAUGCAAGGAAGAAGAUGUAUGUGAAAGGGAUUCCGAUAACAAGUACCUAUGUGCAGGAGAGCCUCUCGAAGACUUCACUGACUCCUACCCGAAAUGCAUUUUCAACUCGGCUUCACGAAUUUGGUUUUAAUUUCUAUUCGAUGGCCGUUCCGGACCUCCUCCACGAGUUUGAACUAGGUGUUGGCAAGGAGAUAUUCAUACACCUUAUCCGUAUUUUGAACGCGUAUGACCCUGCCAAGCUGCAGCAAUUAAAUGACAACUAUCGUGCUGUUCCAACUUAUGGCCGCAACACUAUCCGUCGGUUUCCAAAACGUGUUUCAGAUAUGAGGAAGCUAGCUGGGCGCGACUAUGAGGACAUUAUCCAGUGUGCAGUUGCCUGUUUCGACGGCCUUCUUCCCAAAAAGCACAAUACUGUGGUGCUGGACCUUCUAUUCGAGCUUGCUACAUGGCAUGGGUUAGCCAAGUUACGUCUUCACACAUCCACUACCCUUAAUGCCCUGGAGACCUCCACUACCCGACUCGGGCAGAGAAUCCGCCGGUUUAUUUCUGUUACUUGCAGUGCAUUUGACACCCGGGCCCUUCCAAAAGAGAUCCUCGCAAAGGCAAAACGACGAGCCAAGGCUGUGGAGAGGAAGGGAAAGGGAAAGGCAGCUACUACACCGAAGAAUUCAGGGCCUAAAAAGCACCACUUCAAUCCAUAUACAUACAAACUACACUCACUCACACAUUAUGUUACAGCAAUUAGGAGGUAUGGCACCACUGAUGGAUACUCAACGCAGACGGGCGAGUGCGAGCACCGGCGUGUAAAAAAGCUGUAUGAAAAGUCCGAUCGCCGUGAUUACACGCAAGGGAUUGCCAAGCUCCAGCGACGCGAGCGUAUUAUGCACCAGUUCAGAGCAUCUAGAAAGAAGGGUCAAGCCAUGAAGACGAAAGGCGAGCCGCUGAAAGGUGUUAGGGCGUCAGUCGACUUCGAUAUAGAUGAACCCUUACCCGAUGGCGCUCCCGAUCUCCCCUACCAGAUGUCGCAUGAAACCAAACGCGCGUGCCAGUUGUACUUUCCGCAAUGGAAGCGGGACAAUCCGAAUGACCCAGCCCUGAGGACUUUCUAUCGGGAUCUACUCACGCACCUGCGUUUGCGCCUCAUGGGCCUCCCUUAUGACGGUGACGAUGAACACCAGUUCACCGAUGAGGAGCUCGCCCAGGUCAUUAUUGUUGAUGACAUGCUCUUCCGCCACAAGGUCCUUCGAAUCAAUUACACAACAUAUGAUAUGCGACGAGAUCAAGACUCACUAAAUUCCGGACGACACGCUGACAUCAUGGUCCUUGCCCACGAGAAUUCGGACACUUCAUACUGGUUUGCCCGGAUUUUGGGUACAUUCCAUGUUCGAGUGCUGUACACUGGACCUGGUGCACCACCAGGGCCUGCACGAGAGCGCACCAUGGAUUUUGUAUGGGUACGAUGGCUGGCCAAGGCAGCUGACUACGAGGGAGGGUGGGCGAAGAAGAGGCUUCCCCGAGUAGGUUUCAUCAACCCCAAGAAAGACGACUCACCUGCGUUCGGCUUCCUGGACCCCAAGCACAUCAUCCGAGGAGUGCAUCUCAUUCCUGUUUUUGGAAAGGGAAGGUCAAGCAACGGAAUGCGGAAUACCAUUGCGAGGCCCGAGACCGACAAUGGGACUGACUGGAACUAUUUUCAUGUCAACAUAUUUGUUGAUAGGGACAUGAUAAUGAGGUUCCGGGGGGAUGGGGUAGGCCAUAUUGCAACCCACGAUGCAACGAAGGCACUGCUGAGGGACCGUGAUGCGCUCGACAUCCCCCCAGACCCCGGCACAGAGUCUAGUGGUAGUAGUCAGGGCAUGGAAACAGGGAGCCCGGAAGAGGAUGAAGAGAUGGAUGCUGGAGAGGAUGAGGAUGACAAUGAAGAAGGCGAUGAUGGCGAAAACGAAGACGACGAUGGCGAAGACGACGAUGAGGAUGAGAGCGAAGAUGAUGAUGAGGAUGAGAGUGAAGACGACGAUGGUGAUGACGACGACAGUGAGACCAGUGAUGGUGACGGUGGCGACAGCGGGGAAAGCGACCAUGGCGAUGACACAGGACAGGAAUCUGGAACAGACGAGGGAUCUUGGGAUGGCGAUGACGACGAUAGGUUUAUUGAUCCAGAUGACCUCGGGGCUGAGGACGGUGAGGACAGAGGUGAUUUACUUGACGAGUUGGAUUAUGCGCCCCUUUGA
Molecule: messenger RNA, 4023 nt
Organism: Coprinopsis cinerea okayama7#130
Lineage: Eukaryota; Fungi; Basidiomycota; Agaricomycetes; Agaricales; Psathyrellaceae
Exons: 9
Coding region: 1-4023 (1340 amino acids)
Source: RefSeq, a predicted model, not a curated record